This is a messenger RNA of Myodes glareolus (Bank vole), 1282 nucleotides long. RefSeq names its product serine protease 38 (gene Prss38). Lineage: Eukaryota; Metazoa; Chordata; Mammalia; Rodentia; Cricetidae. Gene Ontology annotation, biological process: proteolysis. The record is from RefSeq and is a predicted model, not a curated record. Gene Ontology annotation, molecular function: serine-type endopeptidase activity.
GGGAAGGGGGGCACUCACAUUUCCUAGUCAGCUGCCCCCUCCUGUUGGGCUGCGCCUCCGGCUUCAUGGCCGACCCCGCUUCCGACCUGGGCCCCCUGGGAUACCUGCUACUACUCCUGCUGGUUACCCCAAUCUGGGUCGCACCAGUCAGUCACCGACACCGACACCCUAAAAGCCAGGCAAAUUCACUGAGUAGUGAUGCGGCCUGUGGCCAGUCAGUUCUUGAGGGUAAGAUCUUGGGAGGAAUGCCGUCCCCCUUUCAGAAAUGGCCGUGGCUGGUCAGCCUGCAUUACGCUGGCUUCCAUAUCUGCGGUGGCUCCAUUCUCAAUGCCUACUGGGUGCUGACGGCAGCACACUGCUUUGGCAGGGAGAAGAAGAUUGAAGCCUUUGAUGUGUAUGUGGGCAUCAACAACCUCGAUGUGGCCACCAAAUACACCCAGUGGUUUGAGAUUAACAAGGUGAUCCUUCACCCCACCUACGGAAUCUUUCACCCUGUUGGCGGGGAUGUGGCUCUCGUGCAGCUGAAGAGCGGCAUCACAUUCUCUGACUUCGUGCUCCCAGUUUGCUUGCCGCCUUUCAACCUCAACCUCAACAAUGCGCCUUGCUGGGCCGCUGGAUGGGGACUGGUCUCACAGCAAGGCGACACCUUGAAACAGCUACAGGAAGUCCAGUUGCCACUAAUCUCCAAGUUCCGGUGCCACCUGCUCUAUGGAUUUUCAUCUUACCUCCUGCCAGAAAUGCUGUGUGCUGGGGACCUCGCGAAUGUGAAGAAUGUGUGUGAGGGUGACUCUGGUGGCCCACUGGUGUGCAAGCUGAACCAGACCUGGCUGCAGAUUGGAAUAGUUAGCUGGGGCCGCGGGUGCUCCCAACCCCUGUACCCAGGGGUGUAUGCCAAUGUCUCCUUUUUUUUGAGUUGGAUUCAUUAUCAUGUGAAUACCACACCCAUUCCUCCUCAGCUGUUCCCCUCGCUCUCUCCAUCCCUGAGAGCCACCCUUAGCGUUUUUGUGACCGUGCUGGUGAGCCUGUUGGUGUGAGACGCCACCCCUGUGGGAUGCCUCAUGCCCUGUUCCUAUUCUCUGUAGCUCUCCAGCCCCAUCCCCACACACUUUGUGUCACGAAGCCAGGACACUUGUCCCAGACUUUAUCUAAGUCUGUAAAAAGCUGAGCAAAGGAAGCAGAGAGGGUCAGAGAUGAACCAGGAGGGAGAGCUGGGGGACAGCUGGGGUGAGCCAAGAGCUUGAGCUCUCUACAGUCAAACUUAUUAAAACAUUCGUGAAACAAC